UUACCAAACUAAUGUCAUGUGGACUGUUGUUGUAUGUCUUUGUAGACUGUCUGGCUGUAUGGUGACAGAGGAAGGCAGUGGUUAUGUGUCUUCAGCUCUGAGUUCAAACCCCUCACACCUGAGAGAGCUGGAUCUGAGCUACAAUCACCCAGGAGAUUCAGGAGUCAAGCUUCUCUCUGAGAAAUUGAAGGAUCCAAACUGCGCACUGGACAAACUCAAUGUGGAUCAUGGAGGAGAGAUCAGGAUUACAGCAGGACAACGCAAAUAUUCCCUUCAGCUCACUUUGGAUCCGAACACAGCGAAUAAACACCUCCAUCUGUCUAAGAGGAACAGAGUUGUUACCGUUUCUCUCAAAAAUCAGUCAUAUCCCCAUCAUCCAGACAGAUUUGAUGAUGUGCUUCAGGUGUUGUGUGAAGAGAGCGUGUGUGGACGCUGUUACUGGGAGAUUGAGUGUUCUUUGGAUGAUCCUAAUGUUGAUAUAUCAGUGUCAUAUAAGAGCAUCAACAGGAAGGGACGGGGUAAUGAGUGUGUGUUUGGGCAUAAUGAUCAGUCCUGGAGUUUGAUGUGCUCUGAAUUCCAUAACUCGUUCAUACACAAUAAUAUAAAGACUAAACUUAUGGAGCCCAUCAGAACAGGAUUUUAUUGGCAUAAUAGAAUAGGAGUGUUUGUGGAUCACAGUGCAGGAAUUCUGUCCUUCUACAGAAUCUGCAAAGACACAAUGAGCCUAAUCCACACAGUCCAGACCACAUUCACUCAGCCGCUCUAUCCUGGGAUUAGGUUCCGUUCUCCAUUGUUUAUUGCCACCGGUCAAGCAGUGAAACUGUGUUGAUGAAUCAGAAUACAUUCUAGAGAGAUUUUACCCAUAAUGCUUUGAUAUCUUCAUGAUAAAUCAGUGACUGUCACACUGGCUUGACUAGAUAAGAUAAGAGGUUUGAUGCAGAAAGACAAUGAACAAUUAUAUUUAAUAAAAAUCAGGUAUAAACACCAGCACAAAACGUUAACACAAGUGAAAUGAACAUAAGAUGACUAAGGGUUAAAAUAGACUAGAUCAGUGGUUCUCAACCACGCUCCUGUUUCUGGCUUCCAAGACCAACUCUUAUCUAUUUGAAUGCGGGAAUCCUGCAAUCUCAAAACCUGCUUGUUAAUGUCAGG
Molecule: messenger RNA, 1152 nt
Organism: Cyprinus carpio (common carp)
Lineage: Eukaryota; Metazoa; Chordata; Actinopteri; Cypriniformes; Cyprinidae
Product: stonustoxin subunit alpha-like
Exons: 3
Coding region: 17-829 (270 amino acids)
Molecular function (GO): protein binding
Source: RefSeq, a predicted model, not a curated record